AUGUCUUGUGUCCAGCCUCUGAGAGAGUUCAUCAGCCGGCGGCUCGCUGCUGCCGCCACAGAAAUCUGCGCGGAGUUAGAAAAAACCCUCAUCCGGUACGAGGACCAGAUCGAUCGCCAGCGCAGACUGCUGGAACUCACCUGGAAACCUCAACUAAACCUUCAUACCAUCGAACUUCUACAGCAUUAUAUCCGUAAGGACGAGGUUUUUGGUGGGUGUGAGCAGGAAAGGAUCUCCUUUGUGGAGCAGGAAUCUGUUCGGAUUAAAGUGGAGCAGGAUGACACCUGCAGCAGUCCGGAGAAGGAGCCGCUGGUAGUGAAGGAAGAGGUGGACCCCUUUGUGAUUACCCCACUAGAGACGAGUCCACUCGGGGAACGGGACUCUAACAGAACCCACCUGGUGUGUGGGAUCCCUCCUCUCGAUGAAAGCCAAGACCAUGAAGCAAGUGAGCAUGACGGCUCAGAACCAACCACAACCGGAGAGCGAGCACUAACACAUGACCAUCACACAGUCAGAGGGGACAGUUAUGGUCUGGAUAGUUCUGUCAUUUCAGAUGAUACUUUAGAUAAUGACACAGGUAAAAAGUCUGUCACGUGUGAUGUCUGUGGAAAAGCUUUCACACAAAGGUACAAUAUGAUGACGCAUAGACGAAUUCACACAGGCGAGAGGCCGUAUCCCUGUAAAAUAUGCAGUAAACGUUUCAUAAAACAUGAUAACUUGUUGGUCCACAUGAGAAUCCACACAGGUGAGAAGCCAUAUUCUUGUGAAAUGUGUGGUAGAAGUUUUGCCAGGAGUUGUCAUUUAACUGCCCACAUAAGAACCCACUCGGGUGAGAAACCCUACUUCUGUACGACCUGUGGAAAACGCUUUGCGGAGAAACGUACUUUGUCUGCCCACAUGAGAAUCCACACAGGUGAGAGAUCUUAUUCCUGUAAAACAUGUGGUAAAAAUUUCAUUGAAAAUCGCAAUUUGACUGCCCACAUGAAAAUUCACUCAGGGGACAAGCCCUAUUCUUGUCACAGCUGUGGAAAAUGUUUUUCCGAAAAUCGUAAUUUGACAGCACACAUGAGAACUCACACGGGCGAGAGGCCAUACUGUUGUAGAAUAUGUGGGAAGAGUUUCACCCAGAGUGGAAAACUGUCCAUCCACAUAAGAAAUCAUGCAGGUGAGAAGCCCUAUUCUUGUCACAUAUGUGGGAAAUGUUUCUCUGAAAAUCGUUAUUUGACUUGUCACAUCAGGACUCACACAGGCGAGAGGCCAUAUGCCUGUAAAAUAUGUGGAAAAAGUUUCACCCAAAGUGGCAAACUGACUAUUCACAUGAAAAGCCACAGUGGUCAGCCCCCUCCUCCUAGUGAAGACCUGCAAGGUGUUAAAGACUCGACUCAUUCAAAUGCCUGUUAA
Molecule: messenger RNA, 1401 nt
Organism: Menidia menidia (Atlantic silverside)
Lineage: Eukaryota; Metazoa; Chordata; Actinopteri; Atheriniformes; Atherinopsidae
Source: the annotation of a GenBank genome assembly